AGUUCAGGGAAUUUCAAUCGUCGCCACAUGCUAGUCGGCUCCGUGGCGCUGUAGUUGUGAACUAAAUUUUUAAAAAUCUGUCUACAGUCACCCCCCCCCCCCCAAAAAAAAAACAGAAUGAAGGAAACGCUGCUGUCUAACUGUGAGAGGGAUUUCUUGCUCCAAGCGAUUGCAGAGAAGAAGCGUCUGGAUGGACGACAGACGUACGACUACAGGAAGAUGAAGAUCACAUUUGGGACCGACUACGGAUGCUGCUUUGUGGAUCUGGGAAAAACCAGGGUCAUGGCCCAGGUGUCAUGUGAGCUUGUGGCUCCUAAAGAAAGUCGACCAAACGAGGGAAUCAUGUUCUUCAACAUCGAGUUGUCACCUAUGGCUUCACCGACAUUUGAACAAGGCAGACAGUCUGAGUUGUCGGUGAAGUUAAACAGACAGCUGGAGAGGUGCUUGAGGAACUCCAAGUGCAUUGAUACUGAGUCCCUGUGUGUGGUGUCUGGAGAAAAGGUAUGGAAGAUCAGAGUGGACGUUCACAUGCUGAAUCACGAUGGCAACCUGAUGGAUGCGGCCAGCAUUGCCGCCAUCACCGCUUUGUGCCACUUCAGACGCCCCGACGUCGGCAUCCAGGGGGACGAGGUCACGGUGUACAGUCCGGAGGAGAGAGACCCCAUUCCUCUGAGUAUCUACCACAUGCCCAUCAGUGUCAGCUUCUCCUUCUUCCAACAAGGAACCUUCCUGCUGGUGGACCCCUGUGAACGGGAGGAGCGGGUGAUGGACGGCUUGCUGAUGAUCGCCAUGAACAAACACCGAGAAAUCUGCUCCAUUCAGUCCAGCGGGGGCAUCAUGUUGCUUAAAGAGCAGGUUAUGAGAUGCAGUAAAAUAGCCAGCGUGAAAGUGUCUGAAAUCACAGAGCUCCUGAGCAAAGCCCUGGAAAACGACAGGAAAGCCAGGAAGGAGGGCGGUAGGUGUGGUUUUGCGGAGUCCAUGCCACAGGAGCGAAUCACAGCACUGAAAAUUGACGAGACCUCAGUGGAGAUGGCGGAUGUCGCAGAAAAAGCCAGGGACAUCGUCCACGGAGCCGAGGCUCCACCUCAGAUGGUGCCUUCCCCCGUGGUGCCCGUCCCCGGUGUGGGUCAGGUAGGGCAGGGGCUGCAGAACACCUGGGGACUGGAGGAGGAUGACGACGACGAUGACGAGGAGGAGGAAGAGGAAGCAGAAGAAUGUGACAGCAGUGGUGAAGAACAGGAGGAAAAGGAUACAAAGAUGGACAAGGAACGGCAUGAAAAGGACGCCAGCAGGAAAGGAGAUGUGGUUGAGAUAUCUGACAGUGAAGAGGAGGAUGUGGUGGUUCUUCAUCCAGAAACACAAGUCAAAACUCCAAAAACUGCAGGACCCAGUUCUCACCAGAACGGGGCAGCAACAUCAAAGAAAAGACAGAAAAAAUGAAAGCCGGAUUCCAUGAAGCUCCCUGCAGCCAGAGAUCUGCAUUCACUGCUGCACUGAUUCCUAACGUCUACGUCUUGUUUGUAGCUAUUGAUUUUCAAACGGACUGCAUUUACAAAUGUUUAUUUUAUACAAUAAAAGAAUUUUGUUAAGUAGGAUUAAAUAAAGGUUGUAAAGUGCUUUUCUGGAAAAGCGGUGGUGGUGUUUAUCAAAAUAAACAGAUGAAUUCUU
This is a messenger RNA of Pungitius pungitius (ninespine stickleback), 1668 nucleotides long. RefSeq names its product exosome component 9 (gene exosc9). NCBI's taxonomy places the organism in Eukaryota, Metazoa, Chordata, Actinopteri, Perciformes, Gasterosteidae. Gene Ontology annotation, biological process: nuclear mRNA surveillance; exonucleolytic trimming to generate mature 3'-end of 5.8S rRNA from tricistronic rRNA transcript (SSU-rRNA, 5.8S rRNA, LSU-rRNA); U1 snRNA 3'-end processing. Gene Ontology annotation, cellular component: nuclear exosome (RNase complex); cytoplasmic exosome (RNase complex). The transcript is spliced from 12 exons. The record is from RefSeq and is a predicted model, not a curated record. Gene Ontology annotation, molecular function: mRNA 3'-UTR AU-rich region binding. Bases 118 to 1440 code for a protein of 440 amino acids.